Molecule: messenger RNA, 3699 nt
Organism: Myxocyprinus asiaticus (Chinese sucker)
Lineage: Eukaryota; Metazoa; Chordata; Actinopteri; Cypriniformes; Catostomidae
Product: protein c-Fos-like
Exons: 4
Coding region: 2153-3214 (353 amino acids)
Biological process (GO): regulation of transcription by RNA polymerase II
Cellular component (GO): nucleus
Molecular function (GO): DNA-binding transcription factor activity, RNA polymerase II-specific; RNA polymerase II cis-regulatory region sequence-specific DNA binding
Source: RefSeq, a predicted model, not a curated record
AUAUAAGACAUUUAUAAAAAUAGAUAUUUCUAGUAUUUUUAGUGUUAUUAUUAUGUUAUUAUAUAUAAGAAACUUUUUUAUAUACACUUAUUUAGUGAGUGUUGCGUUACUAAUUCCACCAACAGUUAAUCACAUGAUGUAGCCUACAUUUUUCAAAGGACCUGUAUUUUAGAACCUAAUAGACAAAGGUAAAACUAUUUUUUUCUCAUGUUUAUUCAGACACCUAUAUCAGUGCUUCUGUUCUUGAUUAAAUGGCUUAUAUUUAGAAUAUAACUUACAGUUCAGUUCUUAGUUAAAAGAGUUAAAACUUAUUUUCUGGUCUAUUUUUUCUUAUUUUCAUCUGAUCUUUUGAUCAGUAACUACGUGUUCUGUAUAUGUUUGCGUAUUUACAUUUAACUUUCAGCCUUUAACAGCGAAUAAACGCGUCUGAAACAGACAGACGUUGUCAUUAAUUAACAAACGAAAACAGCUCGAUCAGCGUUCCCAUGUUACGUCACAAUCGUCUGCUCUACUUUUCUGUGCGUGUUUUGUUUGAUCUUCCGCGUUGUCUGAGCGACGCCCCUCCCUCGGACGUCACUGCAACCUGAACCUUUGCAAAUCUGGUCUGAAGUUUCUCCUUUUACACAACGAGUCUAUUACCAACAGUAAACAAAGUGUUUUUUUUUUUUUUUUUUUUUUUUUUUUUUUUUUGUCCUUUCAUUAUGGCCAAUCCAGGGGUAGCCAGAACAAAACAGUACACGUUAUUUUACUGGAAAAGAUCAGAUUUGUAUUUGGCAUCCAGUUGGGAAAUUAAACAGGAAAUUUGUCUGUGUUAUACUUGGCUGAUACUAAUUGUUUAAUGCAACUGCACUGAGCAUUCAUUCCUGCAUAUGGCCCUGUUCCGUUCAUAAGGUCACACAGAUCAGCAACUAGAGGCGGAUCUGCCGGGAAAGACUUUGGACUGUCGACAGAAGGGAGGCCCCACUCGCACGCCCUUGUGUGAAAGCAGGGAUUACCUCAUCUGAGCUAUGAAUAGAGAUUUUCACACAGGUUAUGGAGCCGAAUCGCGUUUUCGUAGAGUUCAAAUGCAAAUUAGCAAAUAAAAAACCUUUGAUUUUAUAAAAUGACUUUAAGAAAUAUAAUUUACUGGGAAAUGUUUACCAGCAGUUAUGAAAUAGCCCAUUUUUAUAAGAAGAAAUUAAAAACACACACGAGUAGAUCAUUUUGGGUACCUUGGCGAAGAUGUCGUCAUUAGAAUGUCAUUGAAUUAAGUGUGAUAUGAUAAAAAUAGUCUGUGCCGCAGUAGCGCUGUAGCCACAGGCUGCACACCGGAUGCGCCAUAUAUGGUCAGGACAUGCUGCUCUCUGAUUGGCUGCUCACAAUAGCGACAGGGUUGUUGCUGGAGCGCUUUGAGUGGGAGAUCCAUGAUUCUGAUUGAUAAGACAAGGGAGACGGAAAAAAAAUUCAUCGUUUUUAAUUGGGUGCGGUUGAAAUAUCACAGCAAUCAUCCGAUUGUUAACGCAGCAUGUUCAUUUUUUUCUUUCACUGUGAUUUAGCCUGCUCAUUUAGUCAAUCUUGACCAAAACUGUCUUUUUAAAAAAUAACAGCUUUACGUCAAAUAAAGUAUUUUUUGAAUUAAUUAUAUAUUCCUCCUUAAAUAGCACAGUAACCGUGUAAGGGACCAGUAGAUGAACCAAGUUUAUCAUAUUUGGCUGUACGUCUGUGUAAUAUAUGCAUCAAUUAUAUCACAACCACACGAAGGAAUGCAAAAGGCACAAGCUGCAAGCAAGGCACGUAAAAUGACGUAUCUUGUUCAUUCAUGUGAACGCUUUAACAUUAUUUAACCUAAUCAGAAAUCUUGCAUUUCAUAAAAUACAAAUGCAUGCAAUUGAAUAAAACGAUGAAUGCGGAAUAUUUGCGAAAUUCUGUAUAUAUCUGGCUGGUAUUUACUGUCUCCCCUCCGGAUCAGUGGUACAGUCUCGUCUCACAGAUUUCAUUCAUAAAAAUCUGCCUCACUAUAACGAGAAACGGGGCUGAUGGCUCGUGACUCCUAGCGUAUAGUAACCUCAAUCUAGAUUUAAGGGGGGGUGGGGAACUGCUAAGCAAAAUUUGGUGGCAUUAGUCACACAGUAAUCUAGUUCUCAGCAUCUCCUGGCGUGAUCUAGCAGAAGUGAUGCCCAAAAACACAUCCUCGUACCGGAGUGUUUGUCAGGUGUCUGCAGAAGAACAGCUGCACACAUCAGCCGCUCAGAUGAAGGAUACGCAGAAGGCAGGUAUUGUAAAGGACGAGUGUCCAAAGACAGAUGCAGCCGAUGGUCCCUUUGUUCCAACGGUCACUGCUGUAGCUUCAGCUCCAGAUCUGAAGUGGAUGGUUCUGUCCACUGACAUCUCUUCAGUGUCACCCUGCAAAACUGCAAGACACGAGAGACCACAGAGCUCAUGGCACUCCACAGAUAAACAAGCUUCUCGAAAGAUCUUCUCUGGCCGGAGAAAAUGGGUGAAAGAUCAGCUUUCUCCAGAGGAAGAGGAGAGGAAGAGAAUCAGAAGAGAAAGGAAUAAACUUGCAGCUGCAAAGUGCAGAAAUCGCAGACGAGAACUAACCAACAGUCUCCAAGCUGAAACUGAUAGCCUUGAGGAAGACAAGGCAGCACUGCAGUCUGAGAUUGCUAGUCUUUUAAAAGAGAAAGAAAGUCUCGAACACAUUCUUUCUGCUCACAAACCCCACUGUAAACUAAAGGAGGAGACAGCUGGGGAGACCGAGGAACAAAUCCAAGCCCAGGAGGAGCAGACACCCCUUCAGGCCCCCAACACCACCCCAGAACAUAAUCAGGUGCCCACCUCUCCCCAGCAGCCCGACCCCACCAGCGCUGCGAUCUUCGGGGACUCCGACGUCCUUCUGUGUUCCAGUGUCAUUGAGGUGGAACCCUACAUUGAUAUGAGGGAUGUGACCAUGGAAGACAUUAGCAAUGUGAUAGACAGUGGUGAUGACAUGGAUUUGUUAGUGCCAGACAUCGAUUUAAGUAGCUCUUUGGGCUUGAGCGAAUGGGAAACCCUGUAUAUGUCCAUGGGAGGUGGGUUAGAACCCAUAAGCUCCCCUACAUGUAGCCCGACCUGUAGCAGCAGCAACGCUGUACCUGUUUUCAACUUCAACAAUGCAGAUUUAGAGAAACAUGACAGUAACAAAGAGAGUUUGAGUAAAUCUAAUGCAUCCAAAGAAGUCUUGAUGACUUUAUGAAGGCUCUGGUACAUUGGGAACAAGACGGUAAUGUUGUUGGUGUGAAAGAAUUGUGGAUGAAACGAAAAACCCUAACAAAUGUUUUCAUAAAUGGGUCAACAUGUUCUAUGCUUCACAGAAUAUAAUGAAUGCUGUGUAAUAAUAACAUUCAAAAGAAAUAAGAUGUAACUUGGUCCUUACAUCCAGUGAAGUCACUAUACCUAUGUACCAAGGCAGAUAUGUUUCUUCAACAUGUUAGAAGUAUUGUUAUUCAUCAAGAUAUAUGCUUUUCAAUGUGUUCAUGCACUUUUGUUCCUGUGGGUCUAUCUGUAUCAGGUGAUCUUGUGCUGUACAGUGCAGUCUGUUACACUAACUGUUUGAUUAACAGCUUGUACUUUGUGGUAUUGUCAAAAGUCAAAUGUGAUCCUGACCAUGAAAAUCUAUAAUGCAGUUUUGUUCUUCCUACUUCCGUUUCUGUGGUCUGGCAUGCCUCUAAUAAACAAAGA